AUGAGUUUGUCUAGUAAAACAAAAAAACGUUUGUGUGAAUCGUUACAACAACAGUAUCUAAAUCAAAAAUCUAUUGAAUAUAAUGAGGCUAAAAAGCUUUUUACAGGUUUAACGGAUCUUGAUUAUAAAGCUGGUCAUAAAGAGCAUAUAUUUUAUAAAUACUGGUUUGCAUCUAAUGGCCAUGUCAGCUCUUCUGAUAAAAACGAAACAGUACUUUUAGAGGCAUACCAGCCUGAAGAGAUCCAUUCUCAAUAUAUAAUUCGGAUGGCAGGAAAAGGUUAUACAGUGAUUGAUCAUCCUAGCGAAGUUUAUAGAAUACCUGAUACUCAUGAAUGUAUUGAUGGUAACCAGCCUCUUCGUUUGAUUAUUGAUAUUGAUGCAAGGCAAAAGCCUGAUCCAUCUAAUUCUGAACUUCCUUCUCUAGAUAGUAAGAAAAUUACUCAUGGAGAUUUGAUGUCUCAAAUUUUAGUUGCUUGUGCGGAUGCAUUAAGCCUAAUACCAGAUU
Racocetra persica is the source of this 505-nucleotide messenger RNA. Lineage: Eukaryota; Fungi; Glomeromycota; Glomeromycetes; Diversisporales; Gigasporaceae. The record is from the annotation of a GenBank genome assembly.